AUAUUCUCCAGCACUCGUGGAGGACCUUCUUGCUCAAUUCAUAUAGCUUCGUGAACUCCGCCUUCUGAAAGCUGAAACUAAUCAAAAACUAAACUCAUUAUAAACAUAAAUUGCAUGCGCUCCCACUUCAUCGGCAACUUGUUAACCAAUCCAUCAUCACAUUCGCACCAUCUGAUCCUCAAUCUCUCGCUCUCUUCUUCCAUCCCCAAAAUGUCUUCCAUUACUCUCCCCCCGGUUCUUCCUGUUCGAAUGAUAACCUUCAAUGCUUCGGAGUCCUUGAACAGCUGCAAUUCGUCGAGCUUUACGGGUUCCAGACGUGGAAUUCGAAUCCGCGACUUCAGUUCUGAAAACCUUAACAAAUCUAGGCUUUCCAUGAGUGUUUCCGUUGGAUCCCGAACGGCUGUUGAUGACGCCUUGUUUUCUGAUUAUAAGCCUUCUUGUGCUUUUCUAUUUCCUGGUCAGGGUGCUCAAGCUGUAGGAAUGGGCAUGGAGGCUCAAAAUGUGCCAGCUGCUGCCAACUUAUACAAGAAAGCUAAUGACAUACUUGGUUUCGAUCUUCUGGAUGUUUGCACCAAUGGACCAAAAGAAAAGCUGAAUUCAACUGUUAUAAGCCAGCCAGCUAUCUAUGUCACAAGCCUAGCCGCAGUUGAGGUAAUACGUGCUCGUGAUGGAGGUCAGCAGAUAAUUGAUUCUGUAGAUGUCACUUGUGGUCUGAGCUUAGGAGAAUAUACUGCUCUUGCCUUCGCUGGAGCUUUCAGCUUUGAGGAUGGACUGAAGCUGGUCAAACUACGAGGAGAGGCCAUGCAGGAGGCAGCUGAUGCUGCUAAAAGUGCUAUGGUCAGUGUCAUAGGACUGGAUUCAGAAAAGGUCCAACUUUUAUGUGAUGCAGCUAACCAAGAAGUGGAUGAGGAAAAUAAAGUUCAGAUUGCAAAUUUCCUAUGUCCUGGUAACUAUGCCGUCUCUGGAGGUGUCAAAGGAGUGGAAGCACUAGAAGCCAAGGCGAAGUCAUUCAAGGCUCGAAUGACUGUACGGCUUGCUGUUGCUGGUGCUUUCCACACUAGUUUCAUGGAACCAGCUGUUUCAAGAUUGGAAGCUGCACUUGCAGCUACAGAAGUCAAAACCCCCAGAAUCCCGGUUAUAUCAAAUGUUGAUGCUCAGCCACAUGCAGAUCCCGAUACAAUUAAGAAGAUAUUGGCACGUCAGGUUACUUCUCCAGUUCAGUGGGAGACCACAGUGAAGAAUCUCCUAGCUAAAGGGCUCAAGAAGAGCUAUGAGUUAGGACCUGGAAAGGUUAUAGCUGGCAUCGUUAAAAGGAUGGAUAAAAGUGCAGCCAUAGAGAACAUUGGUGCUUAAAAACAGAUUAAGAAGAGUGUGUUCCUCCAGUGAGGCCUUGAGGCCCGUCUAUGUAUGGCUCCAUGAAUUGUCUGAGGGCACCUGAUGUUUCAACCGAUGGCUUAUUUGUUUGGACUUCGGAGUUGAACUAGCAAUGCCUACCAUGAGAAAAUGGAGAGAAUCGGAACUAGAAAUUUUGGAAGGUGGGAGUGUCGUUGUACUUCGCGACCCAGUCUGAGUUUGUAAUAGCUGUGCUUGGAAACUUGAAUGUUAAAACUUAAAAAUAGUAUUUAUUGUC
Molecule: messenger RNA, 1630 nt
Organism: Telopea speciosissima
Lineage: Eukaryota; Viridiplantae; Streptophyta; Magnoliopsida; Proteales; Proteaceae
Product: malonyl CoA-acyl carrier protein transacylase
Exons: 10
Coding region: 115-1353 (412 amino acids)
Molecular function (GO): [acyl-carrier-protein] S-malonyltransferase activity
Source: RefSeq, a predicted model, not a curated record